GGGCGCCCUCACGAGUUGAAUUCUAAAAUUAAACCAGCGCAGCGGUUCCGCAAUUUCGUUUGGGAAAGCGCCACUUAUGAAUUGAUGAAACGCCGCGUUUGUGAAGAUUGCAUGAUUGCUUGUAGCCUUAUGGCUGUCAGUGUGCUGCUUAUCAUUGCCCUCGUCUCCAGAGCAGCACUUCUCAUCUCUGGGGAGCCGAAGUACGAGCAAGGUGUGGUGAGAGUCAACGAGGGUGAGAGAAUGCUGACCCAGAUCAGGCAGUAUGGAGAGCAUCCACGCUACGGCAGAUGCUGGACGAGAGCUUUGGAAGAAAUUAAUGAAGGUUGCAAACGACUCACAGACGACGAGCAGAGUUACCUGGCCCUGACCUUCGCCAACUGUCACUUAGAGAAGGCGGGUCUACCGUCGUACCCCUGCGAGAGCGGGACGACUGACAUCCAGACCUGCCUGUCACAGCUGCGGGGCGACGCCGUAGCGUUCAAUGCCUACACGGAGUUCUUCACCCACACCCAGGACAUCUGCUUCUUCUUGCAAAGCCAAGUCUGGCACGAGCAGACAGAGCAGACCGUCUCCCGGCUGGCCCAGAGCUCGGAAGACGUGGCGGUUAAGAUGGAGGUCACAGGUAAACUACAGGAGGAGAUGAUUGAGAAGCAGGGGGCAUCACUGAUGCAGCAAGACCUCAUCCUGCAGAACGAGGAGAAACUGAGAGAUGCACUCCAGACAUCCUCACAGGAUAUCAAGAAUGUCUUUGCGGAGAUGAAGGACCAGACCCAGAACCAGCAGCGUCUGUUUGAGGAGACCUUCAGCCGCGUGGGUGACAUCCAACGUCUCAUCCUGGGGGAAUUCAGCUGGUUCAACUCCCUGCUGUUCUUCGCCGCCGCCGUGCUGAUCGCCUACAUAGUGACCUCCGCGCCCCGUACCAGCGGAGCCAGGCUCUGGCUGUUCAUUAUCCUGGGGGUGGACUUGGUGGUUGAGAGAGGCGUGUUUCAAGUCGUUGGUGGCGAUCAGGCACAGCUUUAUGAUCACAUGUGGUUUUGUCGCAAGUGCUUCUGUGCCAUUGCCUUGGUGGUGCUCUUUGUUUGUGCCUAUCGAUACAAAGACUUGGCCACUGUGAACAACAUGCUCCUGCUGGAGAUCCGACGACAAAACUCGGAGCUGUGCCGCGUCAUGAAAGGAAUCGGUGUGAAUUCGUACCCAGCACUCGGGGGCAACAAUGUCGCCACAGCUCUGCAGUCUUCAGGUGCCGCUGCCAUGUCGCUGGUCGCGGGUCACAAACCACUCUCUCUCGGCCGAGACUACAGCGACAGUAUGUGGCACCGAACAGCAGGUACUGAAUGCCAAGAUUCAGACAACGUAACAGCAAUUGAUGGAUACAGCUCAGAAGACUUCACGAGUACAGACACGGAGCCCACCUACAUCGGGGCACAGAGCUCAACGGACACCGACGAACUGUCGGACACGGAGAGCUUCAUCACGGCAAACCAGGCCAGUCAGCCGGUCAGUCGGAGGGUCAGUCUGGAGGGACAGAGAAGGGGCAGUCAUCAGGCAUCAAACGACAGCUUCAUGCAGGGACUAAACAACUCGGUAAACACUCCAUUCCAAUCCAAUACACCGGAUGCCACCUUCACCGGCAGCUCCUCAACGACAAAGAGAAAACGAGGCCGGCCAAAAGGCAGCAGAAGCAGGCAGUCAACGCCGCAGAGUGAAAGUUGUAGGACACCCACUCAGACCCGCUACAACCUGAGGACUAGGGUUUCCGAGUCAUUCAACAACUCCAUCCUGAACACGGAGACGGUGCAGAUGUUUGUUGAACGGAUCGGCGCAUCGCUGGGCCAGAGGACCUACCGGGCCGAGAGGGUCCAGCCAAGACGUCGUAACGUCACCUCGUUUUCGUCUGACGACGAGUAUUGAACAAAAUCUUCAUUAAGAUCGCGUCUUGUUUGUCUGAUGACAAAUUAGGCAAGUUGCCUGCCGAGUAGCACUUGGUACGUGCGUUGUGAUUGGUUCUUUUCGUUUGAUUCAUCCGCAAUCUCGACAUAGGGAAACUGUCGGUAAAUGGACUCAAAAGAUGUUGUACUCAGAUUUUGUUCUAAUAAUUUAUCGGCAAGAUAUCAAUAGAAAAUUGCGCUUGCCUGUUUGAAAUGUUGUGUAGAGAUCUACAAAGGCAGUUUUUAGUAAUAAAAUUGAUAAAAUGGAAUCGGAUACCUGUAAAUAAGCAGUCGGGUUACGGGUACCCAGAUACCCAUCAUUGCCUUAAUAAAUACCAUUUGGGAACAUCUACAAUAAAUGUCUUUCUUUUUUUUCUUGAUGCAUUGAAAUCAGGACUUGUGCCGUUGACGGCAGUCUCCGUUUUGCUAGUUGCUUAUAAUUAUAUUUCUGACAACAAACUUCAAGACAAGCUCUUUUAGAACUUAAAGCAGGACUGUUCUUAUCAGAACAAAAACUACUUAGCGAAAGUUGAUAUUAAGCAGGACAUGUUCUUUUCAGAACUAAAUAUCUUCUAAGCAGUAGUUAUUACCACAUGGUGUUACCGCAAACCGAAACGAUACCGAUACUCCAUGCAAAGCCUCAAAUCUUAAACUUCAAUAUUGUUCAAAUGGGACUUGAAUUUAAAUGAUGCAUUUCGAAAUAUUGAGUGAAUAUUGAAGAAAAGAAUAUACAGUACUGCCACACUUUUAAUCAUAAGUGGAGAUUCAGGGUUACCACAAAUAGUACCGAGAUUAAGUACUAUCUGUAUUUUGUAAGCUUGUAUUCAUACUUUUUUUAAAAGAAAAUGUAAUAACACAUUGUAGUAUAUACCCCCCAAGGGUUUCUCAGGACUACCCCGCUAAAUCCAACAGGGUCCAACUAUUACUUCCUGCUUAAUCCAACAGAAUCCAACUGUGCCUAAUUUUUAGUUGUCUGUUGGAUCCAACAGAGUCCAACUCGACGUUAUUUAUCAGUACUCAACAGAAUCCGACUCUGAAUAUGUACAUGCACAUUUGUACAAGGGGUUUACUGCUCAAUCCAACAGGCUCCAACGGGUUUAUGAUACAGUUGGAUCCUGUUGGAUUCAGCAGGGUUAGGGUGUUCUUAGAAGUGGGCAUGAAUGUUAAAACCUUGGACGAAAACUUGCUGUUGAUAUCAUGUGUAUCAUUAAUUGACUUUUAUCUGUGUCCUGCCAAGUUCACUUCAGGGUUUUGUAAUAUUUUUCAGGGUUUUGUAGUAUUUUUCAUUGACUUCAGACUUUUUUAUGCAAGAAAUUUAUACGAAGACUUGUUUGCAAAAGUUGUAACUGUGAUGAAGGAAUGGAAGAAAGACUAUUAAUUUCAUUGUAGCA
Patiria miniata (bat star) is the source of this 3319-nucleotide messenger RNA. RefSeq lists its product as uncharacterized. Bases 85 to 1911 code for a protein of 608 amino acids. The record is from RefSeq and is a predicted model, not a curated record. Lineage: Eukaryota; Metazoa; Echinodermata; Asteroidea; Valvatida; Asterinidae. The transcript has 10 exons.